Messenger RNA from Thyridium curvatum, 1125 nucleotides. RefSeq lists its product as uncharacterized. The transcript is spliced from 3 exons. Gene Ontology annotation, biological process: N-acetylneuraminate catabolic process; N-acetylglucosamine catabolic process; D-glucosamine catabolic process. Gene Ontology annotation, cellular component: cytoplasm. The record is from RefSeq and is a predicted model, not a curated record. Gene Ontology annotation, molecular function: glucosamine-6-phosphate deaminase activity; identical protein binding. Lineage: Eukaryota; Fungi; Ascomycota; Sordariomycetes; Thyridiales; Thyridiaceae. Bases 1 to 1125 code for a protein of 374 amino acids.
AUGAGGCUUAUCAUCCGCGACGACUCGGAGCAGGCGAGCACCUACGUCGCCAACUACAUCGUCGACAGAAUCCGGCACUUCAACCCCUCGCCGCAACACCCCUUUGUCCUCGGCCUUCCCACCGGCUCCAGUCCCCUUGCCGUGUACAGGAUAUUAGUCGAGAAGUACAAGGCCGGCCAGAUCUCGUUUGAAAAUGUCGUCACUUUCAACAUGGACGAGUACAUCGGCAUCCCGCGCGACCACCCAGAGUCCUACCACACCUUCAUGUGGAAGAACUUCUUCAGCCACGUCAACAUCCACCCCAACAACGUCAACAUCCUCGACGGCAACGCGCCCAACCUCGAGGCCGAGUGCGUCGACUACGAGGCCCGCAUCAAGCGCGCGGGCGGCAUCGACCUCUUCCUCGCCGGCAUCGGCGAGGACGGCCACGUCGCCUUCAACGAGCCCGGCAGCAGCCUCGCCAGCCGCACGCGCGUCAAGACGCUCGCCUACGACACCAUCGUCGCCAACUCGCGCUUCUUCGGCGGCGACCUGACCAAGGUGCCGCGCAUGGCCCUGACCGUCGGCGUCCAGACCGUGCUCGAGGCCCGCGAGGUCGUCGUCGUCAUCCUCGGCAGCCGCAAGGCCCUCGCCCUCCAGCGCUGCAUCGAGCAAGGCGUCAACCACAUGUGGACCCUGUCCAGCCUGCAGCUGCACCCGCACCCCAUGAUCGUCUGCGACGAGGACGCCACCCUCGAGCUGCAGGUCAAGACGGUCAAGUACUUCAAGUCGAUCGAGAAGGUCGCCCGCGAGCAGGGGUUCGAGCAGAUCCUGCCCUCCAAGGUCCGCACGGGGCCCAACCCGGCCCCGCCCUCCCUCGUGCCCGCCACCCCCGUCGACGACGACGACGACAGCCUCAGGUCGCCGACCAUCCUGUCCCCGCAGCCCAUGACCUCGCGCCUGCUGCGCGCCUCCCCGGCCACCGAGAACCCCGUGCGCUCCGUCUCCCCGGACCUCGUCCCGGACCGCAUGGCCGACCGCGUCGUCAGCGCCGAGCGCAGCUUCGCCCGCCGCCUGACGCCCAACCCGGAGCAGCAGCAGCAGCAGCAGGCCCUGCGCCUGCAGACGAAUGCCGUCGGCGCCUAA